This is a messenger RNA of Puntigrus tetrazona (Sumatra barb), 1229 nucleotides long. RefSeq lists its product as uncharacterized. Lineage: Eukaryota; Metazoa; Chordata; Actinopteri; Cypriniformes; Cyprinidae. The record is from RefSeq and is a predicted model, not a curated record. The transcript has 2 exons. The coding region runs from base 16 to 462 and encodes 148 amino acids.
GAGCCACGUUCCCACAUGUUUUUGUCGUCCGCCACAAACCUGCGUAGCAACAGGACACACCUCUCCCUGCACUACGGAUUUGUGAGCCAAUCGCGAUUGACUUUCGGCGUGACGUCGUUUUUGUUGACACUUCGAUUAGCUGGCUACCUGCGAGACGUCACUGCAGCAGCGCGAGCCCGUGACCCUCGACGUCCACCCCGCGCGUUUUCUGCCUGGAAACAUCGCGAGCUAAUCGGUGCCGGGAAAGCGCAGGAUUCCGGGGGCUGGAGUCGGCGUGGGAAAUGGGGUCUGAUCAGAGCACCAGUUCGGCUGCUGACCAGCAGCAGAGGGAUCCAGACAAUCUUCCAUUGCAAGGUGAAGUAUCUUCAUCCGGUCACCAGACUGACACCGGUCGUGAGUGCCGGGACAGCCUGGAUCCAGACAUUGACCUUCCACAAUGUCGCAUGGGCACCAGGAAGGUAGACGACAUGAGCUUCAUGAUAGCCUGCACUAACUGGUAUUGAAAACCAGAGACGCUGCACCGAUUAAACUGGACGUUUCGUCCGCGAAUGAAUGCUAGAUUUAGUGCAGGGACAGCAGAAGAAACGGAGGUGCUGGACUGGUUUGAUGCAAAGUAUUCCAUUAAUAAGUUGUGCAAUGUGUUUUAAGACGAUGAGAAUAAAACGAAGGCACAUGUUUGUAUUCACAAAUGAAAUCUCUUCUGAUGUAUUACGUGGUUGAUAUCCACCUGCACUGAUGAAGCAUGUAUGCAUAAAUAUAUAUUGUUAAACAUCCAUCCAGAAAGCAUCAAACGCUUGGCAUUUCUGUAGUUUUAUUUUAUUGACAUUUCUUUGAACAUGGUGAUAUUAGAUACACAGUGUAAAACUGUAGACUGAAACCGAAAUAAAAUGGACUCGUCGUUUAUAGAAUUAAAAACAGGAUUUAAGAAAUAAAACUUAAAUCAUAUCUAAUAUUAGUAAAUCAAUCCGUUUAAGAUCGCUCUCAUUCUUAAUAAUCAACAUUAUGCAUGACAGUGUGAAAUCAUAGGCUACCUUUAGAGUGAAAGAAAAAUACAAAAGGUCUGAAAAGUUUCAGUAAGUCUUUGUAUUUACAUGACCGUUAAAACCUGGACGAGGCUGAGCAGACAGCAACAACUGACCUGUAAAUCAGAAAAUAUCAAAAUUGCAAGGACAGAAUCUGAAUUUAUUCAAACCGCAGAGUGAGACGUUCACUCUUAAAUUCUUGUCAAA